Bradysia coprophila is the source of this 6471-nucleotide messenger RNA. RefSeq lists its product as uncharacterized. The record is from RefSeq and is a predicted model, not a curated record. Gene Ontology annotation, biological process: DNA integration. Gene Ontology annotation, molecular function: nucleic acid binding. Lineage: Eukaryota; Metazoa; Arthropoda; Insecta; Diptera; Sciaridae.
AUGUCGACGAAAAAGGGCGCCGUUCCAAAGAAAUUGUCGAAGUCCAACAGUGCGUCGUUAUCGACAAAUAAACCGAGCUCACCGCAUAUGUGUAAGACAUGUCGUGUUAGCGACAGGCAAGACAAAGUUUGUUGCGACUUAUGUCGAUCGUGGCAACAUCUCAAGUGUGCUGAUGUUACUGCCGAAGUUAAGAAACGUCAUUGGGCUUGUGUCGCAUGCACAUCUAAGAAAAAGGUACAACCACCCAAGGCUACGCAAAGUGAAAUCGAAAAUCCGGUAUCCGAAGUCGUUGUGAUAGACGACAGUAUGCGAUCACAAAGCGUUCAGGAAAAAAUCGAUACGGCUAAGACUGGUGAACAAGUUAUUAUUGAUCCUGUGAAUGACGGCCAACCAGUGAAAGACAUGAAAGAGACGCCGAAUGUCGAGGAAAAAAUCAUCGCGCCUUCCAAAUCCUCGAAAGCAAAUUCGAUUUCAUCAGUGGUGAGUCGACGAACUGCACUAGCGUUACAACGACUGGAAGAGGAGAAGCUGUUACGCGAGCAAAGAGAAAGCGAUUAUUUGAACCAAAAGUAUUCUUUGCUGGAAGAUGACAUUGGAGAUGAGGCAAGUGUGCCUGAUUCUGAAUUGGAACGAGAGAAAGCCAAUCGAGUGCAGCAAUGGUCUGAAAAAUUGCCGACGGUAAAGACAUCUGAAGCUGAACAGACUCCAAUUGAAAACGUUUUCUCCAAUAUGGAGUUGCUAGAUAAGGAUCAGUCAUCACCAUUGUCGAAGACACGGUCUGAACAUCAAAAAUCUCAUGUCGGCAUUAAAAGGCCGAAAGUUUCUAAGACGUCCCUACCAGCUUGGUUACUCGCACCGUCGAAUUUACAGUCCAACUUCCAAAGAAAUUUUUCGAAUUUUCCGUGGUCAACGUCGAGCUUCCGUCAAAUUGCAACCGAUACAACAAAACAGAAUGUUUCGAACAACAUACUACCUGGAAUUUCAACACCUGUAAGCAAUCCAUUGACUGGCCAUGCAGUAGGCCCGAAUAAUCCAGCAGGAACGUCAUCACAAAUUACUACUGUAACAGUGACUUCAGACAACCAACAGUUUUAUUUCGGCUUACGACCAUCAACAGCAACCAAUGCUAUAAGUCCGAAUCCGAUGGGACAAACGACAGUUACGGCGUCAACUGCAUUCAGCUCUGGCAACAUUCAAUUUCCACCAAUUCCAAAUUCAGCUGGAAACCAUCAACCUCAUCAGUCGAGUGGACAUUCGUCAUCAGAUGGACAAGGAAUGAAUAAUAGUCAAGGAGCUGGCGUAACUACCAAUUAUGACCACGGAUCGUCAAGUACAUACAGUGUUACCAACCCGAUAACGAGCAGUCGAGUGUCUUCACAAGGAGUAAAUGUUAACGAUAAUGUACCACCUCGACCUCAUACCACUCCAUUCUUAUUUGGACCAACAAGUUUUCAAAAUCAAUCGAUUCCAGUCAAUACUGGCGUAAAUCAAACCAGUGGUAUCGGAAAUGCUACUCCAACUGGGACUGUGGCAGCUACUGCAGCUAACAAUACGAUUCCAACACAAGGUCCUCGGUUAACUACAGAACAAAUAGCCACAAGACAUGUCAUUAAGAAGUUACCGACAUUUUAUGGUGAAGCAAAACAUUGGCAAGCGUUUAUCAGCGCAUAUGAAUACUCCACUGCUGCGUGUGGGUUCAGCCUUGUGGAAAACUUAGGUAGAUUACAAGAGAGUUUACAAGGUGACGCCAGAGAAGCAGUUGGAGGCAGUCUGUUUCAUCCGGAUUCCGUGCCAAGAGCCAUUAGCACGCUUAAAUUGAUAUAUGGUCGUCCAGAAGCAAUAAUCGAGAGCUUGAUCGAAGAAGUCAACAAGGAAUCUUCACCAAGGGACAACGACCUAUUUUCACUGAUAAAGUUUGCCAUUUCGGUACAAAAUUUAAGUGCAUCGAUUAGAGAGACUGGAGCUUUCGAACACCUUCAAAAUCCGACGUUAAUGAAUGCCAUAACAGACAAGCUAACUACUCAAGUGCAGAUGAAUUGGGCUUAUUACAAGCAUGCAGUCGGGGUAGUUGAUCUAUCUACUCUUGGAGAUUGGUUAUACAAUUUGGCAAGUGUCGUUAGUGGAGUAGUACGAAAACCUGCUACUAAAAGUGGAAAAAAGGAGAAAAGCAAUAAUGGCAAGUCGACGCAUUAUCUGAACACUCAAGUCGAAAAGAAUUCAAAAUCUCAAGACACGAAGGAAGCCGGCAAGAAAUAUAAAUGUCCGGCGUGCAAGGCGGAUGGAUGCACCAAAAAACACCACACGCUGCUACACGAUUACGGAAAAGCUGCUGAAGCUCCAAAAAACGAAAGUAAAUCACCGACAGCUGGAGCAAAUCCAGCAUCCGCAAGUUCAGCUCCGACGUCUGUAUGUAACUCACAGAGAUCUAUCAACAAUCGUACAGACAUAUUUCGAAUAGUCCCAGUUGUGCUCAGUCACAAGGAUAAGAUCAUCCGUGAUUUUGCUUAUCUGGACGAAGGAUCCAACUUGACUUUAAUGGAAGAUGAGCUAGCAAAUGAGCUUGAGUUGGUUGGUACACCACAAACCGUUUGUAUUGAUUGGGCGUUUGGACAGUCACAUGAGUCAGAAGAAUCAAGAAUCGUAUCGAUGAAGGUAUCAGGAUUCUAUCAUCAAGCACCAAAUUAUAAGUUGAGCAAUGUUCGCACCGUCAAGGAUCUACAUCUACCAUCGCAAUCUAUAACUUCAGCUUGGCUUGAGCGAUAUCCACAUUUCAAGAACGUACCCAUUACCACUUAUGAAACGGUAAAACCACGAAUGUUGAUAGGAUUGCAAUACUCAAGACUCACGGUGUCAUUAGAAACGAUUGAAGGCGCUUGGGAUGAACCGAUAGUUUGUCGAACUCGUCUUGGCUGGGUAGUACAAGGCCCUACAUACCAUGGUGACCCACAGCAUCACACGAAGUUUAGUUUGAAUUUAUGUCAAUGUCAAUCGAAAGAUCAUCAGCUCCACAAAUUGGUGAAGGAGUACUUCUCUAUUGAAAAUUUUGGAGUGAAGAUGGACAACAAAUUUCUCGAGUCGAGAGAAGUACAGCGGGCCAGAGACAUUUUGGAAAAGACUACGGUGAAGAAAAACGGUCGAUACGAGUCAGGCUUAUUAUGGAAAUAUGACCAGGUUGAUAUGCCGAACAGUUACGAUAUGGCCUUGAAACGCCUGCAAUGUCUCGAAUCAAAAAUGAUGAAGAACCCACAGCUGGCGGAAAAUUUGUGUAAUCAGAUCAGCGGAUUUCUUGAGAAGGGCUACAUCAGAAAGUUGUCGGACGAUGAACUUCAAAUCAAACCGGAUCGAGAAUGGUACCUUCCCAUAUUUCCCGUUUUUAACCCGAAAAAACCGGAAAAAGUAAGAAUCGUUUGGGAUGCCGCAGCGAAGGUGAAAAAUGUUUCGCUUAACUCAUUGCUGCUAACAGGGCCAGACCUGUUAGUCCCACUUGUGGACAUACUUCGAAGAUUCCGGGAAAGAUUAGUGGCAGUUCUUGGUGACAUAGGCGAGAUGUAUCAUCAGAUCCAGAUUAUCGAGCAAGAUCAAGGUGUACAACGUUUUCUAUGGCGAAACGGAGAUAGCACAAAAAAGCCCGAAGUAUACGUAAUGUUAGUGUCUACCUUUGGAGCUGCUUGCGCACCGUGUACAGCGCAGUUUGUAAAAAACAAAAAUGCAAACGAAUAUCAGCAACAGUUUCCAGCAGCAGUGGCUGUUAUCACUCAAAACACUUACGUAGAUGAUCUUCUAGAUUGCUGUCACAGCGUUGAGGACGCUAUAAAGUUAGCAAAGGACGUAAAACACAUAAAUCUACAGGGCGGAUUUGAAACAAAAAAUUUUCUAUCCAAUUCGAAGGAGGUGCUGAAAAGUAUCGGCGAACGUAACGUUCAAUCAUCAAACAAGAAUUUGAAUAUCAACACCGAUUUGACUCUUGGAACUGAGAGAGUCCUUGGAAUGUUUUGGAACGCGGAUACCGACAGCUUUACGUAUUCGUUAAAGUAUACUAAAGUCAACCAAAAUAUUCUUAAUGGUUCGCACUGUCCGACGAAGCGGGAACUUCUACGUGUGUUAAUGUCAAUUUUUGACCCACUUGGAUUGCUUGCCAAUUUUUUGAUUUAUCCAAAGCUGCUACUACAGGAGACAUGGCGAAGCAACAUCGAAUGGGAUGAACAAAUUCCCGAAAGUCUUCAAACGAAAUGGGUGAAAUGGAUUUCAGUGCUACCGGAGGUAGAAAACCUUCGAAUUCCACGUCUUUAUUCACCGAAACUGUCACCCGGAACCGCAAGUUCGAUUCAAUUACAUGUUUUCGUGGAUGGCAGUGCCGAAGCAUUUUCAACUGCCGCGUAUUUACGUAUUCAAGAUGAUGAUGGGAUCGACUGUAGCUUAGUGGGUGCGAAAACGAAAGUUGCACCGAACAAACCGAUGACAAUCCCAAGACUGGAGUUACAAGCGGGGGUGCUCGGUACGCGCUUGGCCAGAAGCAUAAAGCAAAGUCAACGGCUGCAAAUCGAAAAGGUGAUUUAUUGGUCAGAUUCCAAAACAGUAAUGGGAUGGAUUUAUUCGGAUACUCGACGUUAUCAUCAGUUUGUGGCAUUUCGGAUUGGGGAAAUUCUUGAAACAACUGACAAAGCAGAAUGGCGAUGGGUUCCGACGGAGCACAAUGUAGCCGACGAGGCCACGAAAUCAAAGGAAAUUCAAAAAUUGAAUUCACAAUCUCGAUGGUUUAAAGGUCCAGAUUUUUUGUACGAUGAAGAAAGUACUUGGUUCACAGAAGAUAAUCAAGAAGAUCAUCAUACACGGGAAGAAUUGAGACUCAGUAUCGUCAUGGCCUGCCGACAGGGACAGGAGCGUUGCAUUAUCGAUGUUAAAAGAUUUUCCCAAUGGAAGAGAUUGGUUAACGCAAUGGCCUACAUAUAUCGAUUCAUUCAUAACCUCAAGUCAGUAGAAAGACGAUCGGGACCGUUGCUGCAAGAAGAAAUCGUUUGCGCCGAAAAUCAGUUGUAUCGAAUCGCUCAACAAGAUUAUUAUUUGGACGAAAUAGCGCUACUGGAAAAAAAUGCAAAACUCCCACCAAAGGACCAAAAGUAUUUUGAAAAGUCAAGCCCAUUAUACAAGUCUUCGCCGUAUUUGGACGACCACGGAGUUCUGAGGGUCAGGGGAAGACUGGAUGCUGCUAAAUGUUUAAAUUUGGAAACGAAACGUCCCAUAAUAUUGCCGAGACGUCACUACAUCACCAAACUUAUUUGUGCCCACUUUCAUCGACGAUAUCUGCAUUUGAAUCACGAAACGGCAAUUAAUGAAAUCAGACAAAAGUACGAUAUCAAGGCUCUUCGAGUUGUGAUGAAAGAAAUUCGAUUUUCGUGUCAGAAGUGCAAAAAUGACUCUGCAGUACCGAUGAUUCCAGAGAUGGCCGAGUUACCUUUCGCCAGACUUGCAGCCUUCGAACGUCCAUUCACAUACGUUGGCAUAGACUAUUUCGGUCCAUAUUCAGUCAAAAUAACAAGAAACAUCAGUGCAUCGAGAUGGGGUGUAAUAUACUCAUGCCUCACAGCUCGAGCUAUUCAUCUAGAAGUAGCUCACUCAUUGAAUACAAGUUCCUGUAUAAUGGCUUUUGAACGUUUCUGCACCGAUCGCGGACAUCCCCGUGAAGUGUUCAGCGAUAAUGGAUUAAAUUUCCAUGGAAUGGAGAACGAAUUGAAGGAAGAAUUUAAAAAGCUAAACCAAGAUGAGAUUCAGCAAAUGUUCACAACCUCUGAAAUGAAAUGGUCAUUUAAUCCACCGGAAUCGCCACAUAUGGGUGGCGCAUGGGAGAGGCUCAUUCAAACCGUAAAAAAAUCGUUCAAGAAAAUCGUGACGACUAGAAAACCAACCGAUGAAACGCUGCCUACGUUGUUUGCUCAGGUCGAGAACAUCGUCAAUUCGAGGCCGCUCACAUAUAUUCCACUCGAUUCUGCAGAUGAUGAAGCAUUGACUCCAAACCACUUCUUGUUCGGCUCGUCAAAUGGCCGAAAACCUAUCGUCAGAACAUCACCGAAAGAUCUCGGAAAAGAAGACUGGAAAAAUAUCGAGGAACAAACCAACCAGUUUUGGAGACGAUUCGUAUUGGAAUAUAUGCCAACUCUAACUAAGCGCACCAAGUGGUACAAAAAUUCGAAACCAAUUCAAGUCGGUGAUGUCGUUCUCAUUAUUGAUGAGAAAAAUCCAAGAAAUACGUGGCCUAAGGGGAUCGUCGAACGGACUAUUCGUGGAAGAGGUGGCAAAUGUCGACAAGCCAUAGUGCGAGCGGUACUGGAGUCAAAGAAUGGCCCUGUACACAGAGAAUACCGACGAUCGGUUCACAAAUUGGCUGUUCUGGAUGUUAAAGUGCCUGCCAGUGAAGAAGUUAACCGACAACCAGAGGAGUCGAUUAACGGAGGGGAGCCUGUUGGGCAGCACUGA